Messenger RNA from Oncorhynchus keta (chum salmon), 3542 nucleotides. RefSeq names its product zinc finger and SCAN domain-containing protein 30-like. Lineage: Eukaryota; Metazoa; Chordata; Actinopteri; Salmoniformes; Salmonidae. Gene Ontology annotation, biological process: regulation of transcription by RNA polymerase II. The transcript is spliced from 8 exons. The record is from RefSeq and is a predicted model, not a curated record. The coding region runs from base 1736 to 3379 and encodes 547 amino acids. Gene Ontology annotation, molecular function: RNA polymerase II cis-regulatory region sequence-specific DNA binding; DNA-binding transcription factor activity, RNA polymerase II-specific.
UGGAGCUAGAAACAUAAGCAUUUCACUGUUACAGUAGGUAUUACUGCCCUGAUGGAGCUAGAAACACAAGCAUUUCACUGUUACAGUAGGUAUUACUGCCCUGAUGGAGCUAGAAACACAAGCAUUUCACUGUUACAGUAGGUAUUACUGCCCUGAUGGAGCUAGAAACAUAAGCAUUUCACUGUGUUACAGUAGGUAUAACUGCCCUGAUGGAGCUAGAAACAAGCAUUUCACUGUGUUACAGUAGGUAUUACUGCCCUGAUGGAGCUAGAAACACAAGCAUUUCACUGUGUUACAGUAGGUAUUACUGCCAUGAUGGAGCUAGAAACAAACAUUUCACUGUUACAGUAGGUAUUACUGCCCUGAUGGAGCUAGAAACACAAGCAUUUCACUGUUACAGUAGGUAUUACUGCCCUGAUGGAGCUAGAAACAAGCAUUUCACUGUGUUACAGUAGGUAUUACUGCCCUGAUGGAGCUAGAAACACAAGCAUUUCACUGUGUUACAGUAGGUAUUACUGCCCUGAUGGAGCUAGAAACACAAGCAUUUCACUGUUACAGUAGGUAUUACUGCCAUGAUGGAGCUAGAAACACAAGCAUUUCACUGUGUUACAGUAGGUAUUACUGCCCUGAUGGAGCUAGAAACACAAGCAUUUCACUGUGUUACAGUAGGUAUUACUGCCCUGAUGGAGCUAGAAACACAAGCAUUUCACUGUUACAGUAGGUAUUACUGCCCUGAUGGAGCUAGAAACACAAGCAUUUCACUGUUACAGUAGGUAUUACUGCCCUGAUGGAGCUAGAAACACAAGCAUUUCACUGUGUUACAGUCACUGUUACAGUAGGUAUUACUGCCCUGAUGGAGCUAGAAACACAAGCAUUUCACUGUUACAGUAGGUAUUACUGCCCUGAUGGAGCUAGAAACACAAGCAUUUCACUGUUACAGUAGGUAUUACUGCCCUGAUGGAGCUGGAAACACAAGCAUUUCACUGUUACAGUAGGUAUUACUGCCCUGAUGGAGCUAGAAACACAAGCAUUUCACUGUGUUACAGUAGGUAUUACUGCCCUGAUGGAGCUAGAAACACAAGCAUUUCACUGUUACAGUAGGUAUUACUGCCAUGAUGGAGCUAGAAACACAAGCAUUUCACUGUGUUACAGUAGGUAUUACUGCCCUGAUGGAGCUAGAAACACAAGCAUUUCACUGUGUUACAGUAGGUAUUACUGCCCUGAUGGAGCUAGAAACACAAGCAUUUCACUGUUACAGUAGGUAUUACUGCCCUGAUGGAGCUAGAAACACAAGCAUUUCACUGUUACAGUAGGUAUUACUGCCCUGAUGGAGCUAGAAACACAAGCAUUUCACUGUGUUACAGUAGGUAUUACUGCCCUGAUGGAGCUAGAAACACAAGCAUUUCACUGUUACAGUAGGUAUUACUGCCCUGAUGGAGCUGGAAACACAAGCAUUUCACUGUUACAGUAGGUAUUACUGCCCUGAUGGAGCUAGAAACACAAGCAUUUCACUGUUACAGUAGGUAUUACUGCCAUGAUGGAGCUAGAAACAUAAGCAUUUCGCUACACCUGCGAUAACAUCUGUAAAAUAUGUGUACGUGACCAAUAAAAUAAGAUUUGAGGAUGUAUCAUGCUUUCUUUGUACUGUCAACACAGCUAGGAUUAUUUUAGCUCUACAGACACAUAACAUACAUCAUGAACAUAUGUUUGCUUGGUACUUUGUAAAACAACAUUGAUGGAUGGGGUGAAAUUAACCUCCCCUUUAUUUCCAGGAUCUACUUGGCAAAGCAGAGCCAGACUUUCCAACAGGAGUUUUGGGAACAGCAGCAUUCAAAGAGACAGACAGCCCAUAGACGUGGACCAAGAUGAUGUCUCUCCAUCAAAGCAUAUGGAUGCUACAAGUGAUGAGCAGUCAGGAGAGACAGAGGAAGGGGAACCAGACCUGCUGAUCAUCAAGGUGGAGGGAGAAGCAGAUGACCAGGACUCUAGGAUCAGCCACCCAGCCAGAACAGUGGAGGGCAGCAGACAACUAACCACCCAACCGGCUGCAGCCACCACAGAGGACUCCGCCUUCCAGUCCAGUGGCCCCAGAGGCAACAACAACUACAACACCGCUAUGGAGGCCAAAUCUAUUGUGGAAGGGGAGAGAGACCUCCAGCCAUGGAAGAAAGAAGAGGGUCUGAGGGAGAUCCCAGGUACUGAUAGUGGCCACAGAAUGACAGACCCAAACACACCGACCUCUCUAGACACGGACCAAAAAGAGCUCACUGAGCAGCUCAGAACCAAACCGAGCAUAGUGACUGUCAACAGAUCAGACACUGUUUUCAAGUCAGACCCGGAGCCUGAGAGCCUGAGCCAGGUGUUUCAACUCACAGGUCCAAGACCUGUUGCUAAACAGCAGUGUAGCCUGAACCCCGAGAGAACCACCGAUCUGCCUGUAAACUCCCAUAAGCGAAGAGGCAGUGAUACAGCGAAUGAUCGGCCGUCUUGUUCUAGUUAUGCUGCCGAGACGGUCUCAGGAAGCCCCUCGCCUCUCACAAAGCUGAACCCCAUUCCUCCACUUCCUCAGAUGGUGAGGAGUGAACACGAGUAUUCCCAGGUCGAUUCAGAAGUCAUGUCGGAGGUCAUAGUUAUCGACCCCCUUCCUGUUGACGAUGGGGAUGGCACGGCCUCGUCGUGGAGACAAGGUGACAUCAUGGAACCCAGGCGUCAUCAAGGAGGACAUAGUGAAGCAGAUGCCAUGCUUCUUGGAGGACAUUCGAGUAACACUUAUCAUCUUCAUCAUCCUCACCGAGGUGUCCAGCCAGCAGCGAGACAGAACUCAUCUGACAAUCACUUCUACACCAUCGGCAUGGACGGCGCCUUCCACAACCGCCUCGGCACCUUUCAGAACUCCGCAACCACCGCCACUCCAUACUCCAUGGGAACCGAGGAGCUGCAGUACCCCACCUGGGUGGAUUUCCCUGGGAGCGCCCCCGACACCCACCUGGGCGACGUGACUGGGACUCAUCAGGACAGAGGGUCUAGGGAGGAGGGGGCGAGGUCCUACAGGUGCACCUUCUGUGGGAGGGAGUACCCUCACCUGUGCCAGCUCAAGAUGCACCAGAGGGUUCACACGGGGGAGAAACCGUACGAGUGCGCCCUGUGUGGGAAGCAGUUCAGCCAGCUGUGUAGCCUGAAGCGGCACCAGAGAGUACACACAGGGGAGAAACCUUUCAGAUGCGCUCAAUGCGGAAAACAGUUCUCUCAUUCCAGCAAUUUAAAAGUGCAUCAGAGCGUCCAUACGGGUGAGAAACUGUUCCACUGCACCCAGUGUGGGAAGAACUUCUCCUUUCUGAGCAAUCUGAUAAGACACCAGGCAGUUCACACACGGAAAUGAUAGGUUGUGUUGUGAUUUGGGAUAGUGUUUUCUGAAUUGAUUGUAAAUUGUAUGUGUAUGAUUGCUCUGGCUUAAAGGUUGUUAUCUGUUUAUUUCUCCCCUGACUGUUAUUUUGUAUUCUGGAGCCUUUUGUAAAAAUGUUAUAAAAAGAAGUGACACUAAA